UAAAUAUUUUGCGAUGUAAUAUGGUCACUGUAGUUCAGAAUAGCAUUCGCCAAACAUGGUAGUUUACUGUUUUAAGAACUUCUGGAAUGAACUUUGUAACUUGUUUACUUUACUUUGGAUUAUUUCAGAAUUUGACUUGAUUUACACUUCUGAAGUACGUGAAAUGAUUUGGAAUCAAGAUGAAACUUACAAAGAUUUAACAUUGUCGGUAGAUUUUGUAUGGCAAAAGACUGUUCGUAGUCGUUUAAAAUGCUCUGUCGAGUGCACAGACGAUGAACGAUGUGGCGCCUUUUUCUUUUCCGACGCAGACAAGUCUUGUUUGGCGAGUCCAUUCUUACUGGAGUCCACUGGACAAGGUAUUGCCGUCGUUGGAACAGAGUAUUACUUUUUUCGACCAGCAAAUUGUCCAGAUGAGUACACUUAUAACAGGAAAACCGAUUUAUGUGUGAAAAUACAUACAGAUACCUUACAAUGGAAUGAUGCUAAAUCUGCGUGUGAGGCUAUAGCAAAUGGUGGACUAGUCACAAUUCAGAAUCAAAAUCAGUAUGAUUUCAUCGUACAAGAGCUAGACAAAAUAAGUUUAAAUGAAUAUGUUUAUAUUGACGGUACAGAUGAAGUUGUAGAAGGUACAUUUAUUGGAAAGGAUGGAAAGGAAAUCACAUUUUUUGACUGGGAUCCUACUACUCAGAUGGAUAAUAUGCAUGAAUCACAAGAUUGUUUAUCCUUAAAUCCAGAUAACCACUAUAAAUACGUAGAUACAGAAGUUGGAAUAGCCCUGCGUUAUAUUUGUGAAGUUGUAUAAAAUUGAUUUCUUAUCGUUACUUUUAUUUUGUGCGAUCAUUGUGCAAGUUUCCCGUAAAAAUCGUAAACAUAGCUGCCAUAUAAAAAAUAAAGGUUAUCAUCAUUAAACGUUGACCUUUCCACGAAAACAAAAUGUUUCUCUACUGAAAAAGUAUUAUAAGACAUAAUGUGUAUAGUAUACAGAAUAAAGUGUACCAGUGUU
This is a messenger RNA of Mytilus californianus (California mussel), 1003 nucleotides long. RefSeq names its product alpha-N-acetylgalactosamine-specific lectin-like. The transcript is spliced from 4 exons. The record is from RefSeq and is a predicted model, not a curated record. NCBI's taxonomy places the organism in Eukaryota, Metazoa, Mollusca, Bivalvia, Mytilida, Mytilidae. Bases 56 to 802 code for a protein of 248 amino acids.